AUAUCUUCUCUAGGAAAAGUUUUUGAUGGAAAACAACGAUUGAACCAAAAAAUUCUGCCUUUAAACUAGGAAAUUAGGAAUUACUUGCACUAGUUAUAGUCCGGUGCAACAUGACCGCCUUAGUACUAAGCCGGAACAUGCAGCUGGCCAAACACCAUGGCAGUGGUGUCGUGAGCGUGCUCUGCCUGCGGGGCUAUGCCGCAGCCGCUGAGGAUGCGCCACGUCCCCUGAAGACCACCAAUCCGGCUGCCAUGAAGCGCGGCACGGGCGGACGCAGCAGCUUCAACGGAAUCGUGGCCACCGUUUUCGGAGCCACAGGCUUUGUGGGUCGCUAUGUGUGCAACAAGCUGGGCAAGUCCGGCUCACAGAUGAUUCUGCCGUAUCGCGGUGAGGACUCUGAGGUUAUCCGCCUGAAAGUCACCGGCGAUCUGGGUCAGGUGCUGUUCCACUUUUACAAUCUGGAGGAUGCCGCUUCCAUUCGCAAUGCUGUCAAGCACUCGAAUGUGGUCAUCAACUUGGUUGGCCGCGACUUUGAGACCAAGAACUUCAAGUUCAAGGAUGUCAAUGUCACUGGCGCUGAGAGGAUUGCCAGGAUCUGCCGCGAGGCUGGCGUGGAGAGAUUAAUUCACCUCUCGUCUCUGAAUGUGGAGGCCAAUCCCAAGACGCUGUAUGUCAAGGGCGGCAGUCAGUGGCUGAGGAGCAAAUACGAGGGAGAGCUCCGCGUGCGCGAUGCCUUCCCCAAUGCCACAAUUAUUCGACCAGCCGAUAUCUACGGCUCGGAGGACCGCUUCUUGCGCUACUAUGCACACAUCUGGCGUCGCCAGUUCCGCUCGAUGCCGCUCUGGCACAAGGGAGAGCGCACCGUGAAGCAGCCCGUCUACGUGACGGAUGUGGCCCAGGCCAUCAUCAACGCUGCCAAGGACCCGGAUACCGCUGGACGCAUCUACCAGGCUGUGGGACCCAAGCGGUAUCAACUGAGCGAGCUGGUCGAUUGGUUCCAUCGCGUGAUGCGCAAAGAUCAGAAACGUUGGGGCUAUCAGCGUUACGACAUGCGCUGGGACCCCACCUUCCUGAUGAAGGCCAAGCUCACCAGCUUCAUUUGUCCCGGUGCGCCCAUUGGUGGUCUGCACCCGGAACGCAUUGAGCGCGAAGGCAUCACCGACAAGGUUCUACCCGGUGUGCCCACUCUGGAGGAUCUGGGUGUUCAGCUGACCACCAUGGAGCAGCAGGUGCCCUGGGAGCUGCGUCCAUAUCGCGCUGCCCUCUACUACGAUGCCGAGUUGGGUGAAUUCGAAACACCGGAGCCACCAAAGACCAUUGAGGCGCGUGAGGAGCUGCGCUUGUUUGCCUAAUUAAUGGAAUGAGUGUUGAUUGGAAAUUCUUAGUAAAACUUUAACAAGGCGAUGCGUCAAUAAAAGAAAGUCUACAAUUAAAACGACUACAGAUUCUGAUAAAAA
Molecule: messenger RNA, 1457 nt
Organism: Drosophila obscura
Lineage: Eukaryota; Metazoa; Arthropoda; Insecta; Diptera; Drosophilidae
Gene: ND-39
Product: NADH dehydrogenase [ubiquinone] 1 alpha subcomplex subunit 9, mitochondrial
Exons: 4
Coding region: 111-1352 (413 amino acids)
Cellular component (GO): mitochondrion
Molecular function (GO): protein-containing complex binding
Source: RefSeq, a predicted model, not a curated record